Dicentrarchus labrax (European seabass) is the source of this 9071-nucleotide messenger RNA. RefSeq lists its product as uncharacterized. The coding region runs from base 191 to 3232 and encodes 1013 amino acids. The record is from RefSeq and is a predicted model, not a curated record. NCBI's taxonomy places the organism in Eukaryota, Metazoa, Chordata, Actinopteri, Moronidae. The transcript is spliced from 10 exons.
CUUACGGAUGGAAAGCCUACUCUACUGCCUUCACUCUGACUCAUCCCCCUCUCUCUUGCCAUCCUCACAUUGGUGCAGUCUGCAUGUGUGCAUUGAUCACCACACACACACACAGACACACACCCACAGACACUUUGACAGAGGCAGCUCCACCUCCUCUGCAGUGUAGAGACAGCUAGCGAGGGCAGCAAUGGAGGAGCCAGCAGUGCAGCAGGAAAAAAUAGAGGGAUCAUGGGAAGGAGGGCAUGAUGGAGGGAAGGCAGACUGGAAGAAUGAGUGCUCCCUCUCCUCCCUUCUGAAACACUCAUGUUUUCUCUGCUGGUCGUCUCCCAGGGACACAGACGUCGUGGAAACUGACGAGAGAGCCCUCGCCAAGGCAGCCGAGAUCAGAGUAAGAAGACCGCAGCAUCUAGCGCUGGAGCUGGAGAAUGCAGUGGCGGUGGAGAACUUGGAGCUUCAGGAGCAGCAGUCGGACCGCAAGGAGCUGGAGGAGACUCUAGUUAAAUUAGAGAAACACAAAGAGAAGCUGAUAGAACAAAUAAAGGCAACUAGACAGCUCUGCUAUGAAGAGAGUCAACAGAUCCUGUCUCUGCAGGCGGACGAGGUGCAGAAGGAGAGCCAGGUGGAGGAGUAUGAGAGGGAGCUUGCCAGAGCCAGGUGGAGGCUUAAGAAGCUGAGAGAAGAGGUGAAGCAGGCCAAGAGGAAGGUGGAGGAGGCUGGAGAGAGGAACACUCCUCUACAAGACUCCAUCAGGCAGUCCUAUGAAGAGAUCCUGCAGGAGGAGCACACUUUGUGUUCGCUGUCAGGAGGUGCAGUCACUCCAGAAAGCCAGCUGGAGGAGUCAGCAUCUCCCGCAGACACCACUGAAGAUGAUCCGCUUCCUAUGAGGCCAUGGGGAAGGAGCCAAUCACUGCCCGCCUAUGCUGACCUGAUAAUGAGGGCCAGUGGCUCGUCUUUCUGCAAUAAUCUAGCGGACACCAGGGAAGAAGUAGAUGACAGUGGGACCAGCUCACCAAGGAUAGACAGAUCGGACAUAGAGGAUGACCCAGAGGAGGGGGAGAUCAACAACACAGGAGAAAAUGAGAGAGAGAAGGAAGAGUCCACUAUUAACCCAAACCCUCUCAGCCAAUUGGAUUUCUACCAAGCUGACCCCUUCGACCACGACCUCUUCAAUGAAGACUUGUUCCCUAAAACUGACUCAUCUGAUGGAUUCACUUCAGACCCUUUCAAAGGCAGUGAUCCGUUUGCAGCAGACAUUUUGUUCCCAGAGGCGACCAUCGGCACUGAUGGAGGGGCGGGAAAUGUUGGGGAUGAGGCAGACACCAGUCUCUCCUGUGCUGAAAACAAAGCCUCAACAGGAACUCAGUGCUUUGAGUCUGAAUUCCCCGACGAAGACAGCGACAUAGAGAUCAGCUACAGCCGAGAGGACCUGGACGCCAUCGCUGUAGUUGAUGAUUCUCAUGGAUUUAAACCCAUUCAGAGCUCAUCAGAGGAGCUUGGGCUGGAUCCCAUCCAGGGCUGGAGGUCCCAGGGUCAGUAUUCUGUAGAAUCAGACCCUAAUGGGUAUGAGCUGGACCUUGGCGCUGUCUCCCCUCCCUCUGACAUAGAAGAACACAGUCUGGGAUCUCUAGCUGGAGAUGCUAUCGUAGAGGCAACGCAAGGACUGGAACAAGGUAUGAGUUCUGUUUCAGCUCAGGCUGUCCCUGAGCUCAAGAAACAAGUCCUGAUGGAACCAGAUUUGACAGGUGACAUAGAAGAAACUCUCUCACAUGAUGUUACCUCCUGUCAGGGGGCAGAAUGGGUAAGCAACAUCAAAGAGGAACCCGGAAACCCUGCAACUCCCCAAAACUCGCUAGAUUCCCAGGACUUCUUCAUCCAGCCUGACUCAGAUCAGAACAGAGAGCUGAGCUUUGAAUUGAGCUAUGAACCAACCAGUCAGUCUUCCUUUGACCCAUACGGGUUUAAACUCAGUCCAGAGCAUUCUAGUCACACCCUCUUAGACCCGGAUGAAGCUGAGCUGAGUCCAGAACCUGCUGAAAACGAUCUGACCUUUGACCCUGAGCCAUCCGCAUCUCAACCAGAUCAACUGGACUUUGAUUCGUAUGGGUUUGACAUCACUUCCUCACAGAUUGCACGGGACUCUGACCCUUAUGGCUUUAAGCUCAGCCCUGAGGAAGGGAACCAGGAGGUACUGGAAGUCUGUGGCCAUGAUAACCAGGAGGCAAUGGACCUUUGCACCUAUGACAACAAUGAGCAAGUAGAACCCCCUAACUAUAGCAACCAGGAAGUACUGGAACCUCAUACCCAUGAAAACCAAGAAGUGCUUGAACAUUGUAGCCACAAUAACCAGGAACUGCUGGAUUUGUGUAACAAUGGAAACCAAGAAGUGCUGGAACCUUCUAGCCUUGACAACAGGGAGUUAGUUAGCAAUGAAAACCAGGAACUUCUGGAUCUCUGCAGUCAUGACAACCAGGAGGUGGUGGAAACCUAUCGCAAUAUCACCUUUGAGGAACUACUUGAACCUUGUAACUAUGACAACCAAGAAGUGCUGGAACCUUGUAGCCAUGGCAAUCAGGAACUGCUGGAUUUCUCCCAUCCUGAAAAUCAGGAAGUGCUGGAAGUGGACCAUGGCAACCAAGAACUACUGGAUUUUGACAGCAAAGAAAAUCAGGAAGUUCUAGUUUCAGGUGGCCACGACAACCAGGAACUCCUGCAUCUCAGUAGCAAUGAUGAUCAGGAAUUGCUAAACUUAGGUAGCCAUGACAACCAGGAGGUGCUGGACUUGUUGAGUAAGGAAGUUUUCCCCGAAGCAAAUAAUAACCAAUGCAGUGUGGAACCAGAGCUCAAUGUCAGUCCCACCAAUAACAGCUCAGACAGUGAUGUGGCAUCAGAGGACCUGCUAGGACUUGAACUCAGUAACACCAGUAUCUGCACUACCACCAGUACUGCUGACACCCUCAACAUGGCUGUCAGGAACAUGUCCGCUAACCAGGACUUUGCUACAUCCAAUGCUCCCAUGAGUCACAACUUGUUAGAAGGUGACCUGGGUUCAGUGUUCGGGGCUGGCGGAUACAUCGGUUGUCCUGAUGUAGCGGACGACCUAGAGCCUCUGGACAGAAGGCAGGCAAAUCCAGUAGCAGAGCCAGUACGACCAGUCAGACCUGUUAGGCCUCCUCGGCCUUCGCUCAGGGCCAAGGAGAAGGCUCAGUCCCAGGGCAUCGACCUCAAGUGAUCACCAACCAACGUGGGUUCACCAUGUCAGCAGGGUUCCCACAACAACAUCAACACAAGCAAUGAGGAGGAUGAGGAGAGAAGUAAGAGGACGGAAGACAGGAGGGAUAGAUGAUUCUGCUUUUAUUUAUGGCAAUAAUUCUAGACAUUUGUAUGUUUGGAGCUUUUGAAGGGAACAUUUUAGUCUGAAUGGAAUGACGAGUUGUAGGCAAGAUGUAAAAACCCACUAGCAUGGGUCCAGCAUACUCCACAAUAUUUAACCAUGACUGGCUCACGGCUUCAGUCUAUUUAGUGAUUUAUAGAAAAUGACAACAUUCUUUGAGGGUGGUCUUAAAGAAAAGAACUGAUUUCCUGUUCCCAGAUGAUGCUUGUCAACUAACCAUAAGGUUGACAUUUUCUGUUAUUUAUUCACAAUAUCAGCUGCCAACACACUCCUGUGUCCUCUAAGUCUUUUAGUUGAGCUUUCUGACAGGGCUAAUUGGUCCACCAUGGAAGAAAUCUCCCCGAUUUUGAUUUGAGCUUGGUGUUGGAACAUGUGUAAGUGGUCACACAGAUAAAAUGUGUAUAUAUUACGUACUCUACUAUUGUGGUUUUAAGAUUAUCUAGUCAAUAAGUAGUUUUAGGACUAAAUUGGAUGACAGCUGUAGAUAGAGUUUGGUCGGGUUGUACAGUGAGUGCAUAUCAGUACCAUCGCCAUGGUAACGUGCCCCAGAGUUUUCAGUCAUCAGUUACUUUAAGGUGCUCCUUAAAGAGUGCCUUAGGAGCAGGCUGAAAAGCAGUGUGUCACUGCCAUCUCUGGUUUCAAGUUCCAAGCCUGUUUCACCUCUAACCACAGCAUGACUGAUGGGUGGGGUCAGAAGUUUGCUUCGCUGCACCUGCAACCAAACCCAGCAGUGAUGUCACUAAAUCCCGGAGGUCACCUGCACAUCACUGCCGCAAGGUGAGAUAUUUAACCACUGGGAGUCAGCAUGAGCGAGAUUUUCAGAUCAUAAUCAGUAGCAUUAAACAAAUAGAUCAUCACUUUGUCAAUGUUAAAUGGCCUCUAGACUGCAUUUCACGACACCAGUGUCCCAGUUCCAUACCAUUUACUUAUGUUAAAUCAUAAGAACUAUCCACUAAUGUUAACUGUGCACUAUUUUGGUAGUAAGGAUACAAGUCAUUGAUUUUCCUAACUGUUUGUUAUUAACACAAAAGGAUAGGUGUGGAAGUAUGUGCAGACAGAUAUACUUUGAAAUACUACUGCCAGUUUUAAAAAAAACUAAACUAAACAGUGAGCAAAACUUUUGUUUCCAAAGAUCUGUUUUCUGAGCUGUCUUUCUCGUCCGAAUUUACUGCUGUGAAAAGCAUUAUGUUGCAUUGUGGGGACAAGAGUCUCCUCAAAAAACACAGGACUCAAAAUAUUAGAAAACCCCUGAAAGAAAUUCAAAAGGGUAACAUUAGUGUUAACUUGAGCUAAUAUAUCAGCUGGUUCAGAAUUGUAAUGCCGUAAAGAUCAGCACGAUAACAUCUGCUGUUCUUUAUUUCCCCUACAUAAAUCAUAUUCAUUAAACUUAGUUCUACUCCAGGUUUUCCCCCUGGUCAUCUACGACCUCCCUGCAGUGCACCGCACAGUGUGAGAACCUGGCUUUAGAAUAGGAGUUGGUCCCCGGGCGCUGCACAGUGGCUGCCCAUUGCCCCCAACACUUAGUAGGUCAAAUGCAGAGAACAAAUUUAGCUAUCAUACCUAAAUCAUUGUAUUCACUAUUUUUGGAAAGCCACUACCAAUUAACCUUUACAAACAAAGCUAGAGAGGUUUUACUCUUGGUUUGGUUUUCUGGGUUGUUCUGAAGCUGUGUCACGGCUUUAUCUUUAACUUUUCAGUUGUGAACAGCUCAUUCAUUUCUGCAUGCAUUGUGGGGUAAUCAACAGCAAACUCAAAUUAUAUAAAUUAUUGUAAACACCCUGCACACUGAAGUUGCUUAGAGUUAGUAUAAAGUAUGGAAUUGGGACCCAGCUAGAACCAGGAAGUGGGUAGGAUCUGACACGAGCAGCGCUUUAUUGCUUUAUAGCACAAAACAGUACGGAAAUGGGCCAAAAGCUUUCUUACAGGCAGGUACCUAAAGGGAGGUCUGAUAGGCCAAUAAGCAAAUCAUUCCAACAUGUUUACCCUCAUCAAACCAAAGACAUCAGAGAGGGUGAGUGAGCUCAGACAGAAAUGGGCUAUGUGUAAUCUGCCAACUCAGUUAUGGCUGCCUCUGAAGACUGCAGUGUCCAGACUCUGUCUAUGUAUGGCUCUGGGUUAGGUGAGGAGAGUAGUUAGUCCUGCUGGUUGAAUGGUUUAAGAUAAAACUGCAUGUAGUAACACAUUCUUUUGCAAUAACUGGCCACUUGGGGGCAGCAGAAACAAGUGAACACAACACUGACAUAUCACUUUUUCAGUUGAUAGACUGUUGCCUAUUUACACAUCCAGCAGUUAGGGAGCAACAAUAGCGACAUUUGGAGUUGCAUUUGUGUCACCGGAUAAAUCUAAAUCUAAUUGUAACUCUUUUAGCCCUGUUUUUAGUCUCUAGCAACUCCCUGCGACCGAAAAUGAGGCUCUGAAAGCAGUGCGAGUGAAUCAGAUCUCUAAAGUUGUGGCCAGACAGCUAAACAAUGAGCUUAAUCUCGCUGUAAAGCCCUGUAAAGCCGAGGGCAGCUGCAGAUUAAGGUGAUAAUAAUCUGUUGUUUCAUCAGUAUAAGUGACCCCUUUUACACUGUCAAUUCAUACAUUCUUAUUGUUAUGGAUUAUAGCUGCAGCAACCGUUAGCCAAUUAGUUGUCAACUAUUAAAUUAACUGCCAACCUUUUGAUAAUUGAUCAAUCAUCUUUUCUUUUUUUUAUGAAAAAAAUUUCAGCUUCUUAAAAUUGAAUAUUUUCUGGUUUCUUCAGUCCUCUGACAGUAAACUGAGAAAAUCAACAGAUUAAUCAAUAAUCAAAAUAAUUGUUAGUUAGUUGCAGCCCUGUGUAUGAAACAGUUCACAAAGGCUGUGUAACUAAUUCCUUUCUUUCUGCAGUGCACAUUAAAUGAAAUACAGUGAAAUAUACAUAUUUAUAAUAAUCCUUAUAAACAAGAAUAAUGUGAAUGUAUGAUAGCAUGUUGGUGUGUCCAACAGUCUACCCUUACACUGGAACAGACUUAGCUGUCACUGAAGGAACAUUUCAGUUAAUAUUAAGUUUCAGUUCAUGCCUACCUCAUUAGUACUUUGCCAUGACUGCAUGACAACACUGUGAAACCUGUAAGAGCAAGCAUUCUGUGAUUUUGACACUGUAUUCAAUGUACAUGUCCCGUAUAACCAGGACAUUAGAACGUGUAUACGGGAAGAGGAAAUCUAGUAGAUAUAUGAAUAUGAAUAUAUCCAUGUGAGCCAGUUGUCAGUGCUCUCUUCUUUACAAAGUCAUGUUCAGUUAAAUGUUGCUUUCUGUUGAAUAGAUCACAUUUGUCAUUCAUUCAGUACAAUAGCUUUACAGGCACAGACACUGAUAGUCCUUUACCACAGUAUAUGUCAUUUUAUUCCAGGAUAUCUAUAGAUAUUGCUAUAUAUUCCAUUUUCUGGAAAAUAUAUUGAGAAAUUAUAAGUAAAUAAAAUAACCAGACAUAAUUUCUUGUUUUUGCUGGGUAUUUCAUUCGCUGAAAUACCCAGCAGAUGAAAGCACAUCUUGUUGAUGUUUGUACAAUGAUAUAAACAUCAUCUAAAAAUUCAGAUUUUCAACAAAGCAGUCCCGCUCAGUGAUUUGCAUAACUGCCCAGAAAACCUUAAACAACAAGUGAUAUUAAAUGGGAUAACUAAUAUGGUAUUGACACUUACGAUAAUAAAUAUUGAGACAAUAUACUGUAUCCCCUACGAUACAAUGCACUGCGAAACAAUACGAAACAAUUCUAUUGUCAGUUUACAUAGACAUUUCUUUUGCAUCCUUGGCUGGAAUGAAACCUAGAUUGAGCAUACAGUUAAACAUUUAUCAUGCAAAGACAAAACACAUCGAAACGCAUGAAAAGUGUUUCCCAUACCUUUUUAUACUGAUUCCACAUUUUGUUCAAGUCAGAAAUCCAGUGUGAUCCCAACAAAGUAAAACUCUAGUGAACCAUGAUCACAGUUUUCAGUUUGUUAGAAGCACACAGAAAAAUGCUGCCACUCCAACUACUGGCCUAUUGACAUACUGCCUGACCUACAUACUGGUCCUACUGGUAUCCUCAUUGAUUUGUUGUUUGUAAGAAUUCAAUAGUUUUUCCUUGCCGCCAUGGCCAAGGUCUUGCUCAUGGUGGUACUGUUGGGUCUCUGUCAAUAAUGUUAUAAAGAGUUCGGUCUAGACCUGCUCUAUUUGAAAAGUGUCCUGAGAUAACUUCUGUUAUGAAUUGGCGCUAUACAAAUAAAACUGAAUUGAAUUGAAUUGAAUAGUUUGUAUGAUACAGUCAUCAUAUCCUUGUAAUUUUUCUGCUUCCAUUUCAAACCACCUGAAAGAGAAUGAAGCUUGGGUCUGACUGUCUCAUUAAUGUAUGUCAACAUGUUAUAUUCCCAUGUCGAGAUGUAUUCUAUUAAGUUUAAAAUGUAUUCUUUGUCCUAACACAAUGUCGACUUUCAUCAUGAUGAUGACCAAGUUAUAUCACUUAGCAAGAAUCUUUAUUUUUAUCAGUACUUCAGAACAUAAGGGGCCUCCACAGCAAGAACCAUAACCACAUCUUUAUAGAAAUCCUCUUUUAAUCAUAUGAUGUGACAGUAAGAUCUCCAUCCAUAUAAGGUACCUUCAUAACAUCGUCAGUCCAACUACCCAUACUGCUGUCCCAUAUUUGUGUACACUCACGUUUUGCAAACUAUUUUAACUCAAACUUUCCAACUUGUAGAUUUUAUUUACAAGAUUUAAUUACAAGUUGGAAGUCAAGCGACCAUGGUGUAGUUAACAUUAGCUUUUUACUUGUGGUGGUCGCAUUUACACUUCAAAACUGGCGUGUGGUGUUCAUUAGUGAAAUUAUCAAUGAUACUUACAAAAAACAUGUAAGUUUCAUGAACCUUUGUUUGCCACAGUGCAUAUUUUCUGCAACAGUCCAAAAUCCAAUAUAGAAAUCCCAUUAGCUGUUUGUCGAAGGGAUCAGUUUGUGUUACAUGAACCAACCGGUUCCUGGUACCGAUCCAAAUUACAGUCAUUUAUACGACAAUAUUACUGAUUGAAAGAACUGUACAAAAGAUUUAAAAACAUUUCACAAUUUUCUUCCUGGAGAUUCCUCCUAAAGCAUGAGUGGAAAUGUAUGAGUGUUCUACAUCUGAGUUAUGGAAAAUCAACUUUCCACUCCCCAAAACCAAAAGAACAUGUUUUUGACUGAUAAAUGGUGUCUGUUUCCUAACUUUGGAGAACCUGUAUCACUGUACAUAGGCACAUGUAGCACAAUAGAAUCUCAUUCUGUGCACUGUAAAAAUGCAAGCAAGCUAUUUUAUUAUUUACCCAGAUUGCAGUUAAAUUAUUUGUUGUUGUUCAGAUAUUUAUUUAUGUAUUAUUUAUUUUUAUAUAAUUAUUUAUUUACAGGCUGUUAAUCUGCUGUAACAUGACUGAGACAUGGACAUGAUCAGGAUGUUAUUGAAAGCAGCUGUUCAGAGACAGAGAAGAAAAAAUUGCUUGUGGAGCUUUUCAUUUUUUGCAGUGUGUAUGUUUUCUAUGAUACAGAUGUAUGCACUUUAAAAUCCAUGGUUGAGUGAAAUAAUAUUUAAAACAACUUCUGUGUUUUUUUCCUGUGAUGAUAAUACAUUUAUGUGAGAUGUUGUAUGUGUUGCUGUCUAAACGUGAGGUUCUGUGUUGGACAAAAUUAAUAAAUAAAAGUCAUCUAUGAUUCCGGCA